AUGAUUUCAGUCGUUGGUCAUAAUAUAAUGCGAUUAUGCCGUCCGAAAAUAUAUUUGAUUGCCCAGCUCAAUCAAAUGAAGUCUCCAUUUAGCCCAAUGCCCUCUUCAAGAAACAUAUCGAAACAUCUAUAUGAACGGGGCAAGGCUGAGGAAAAUGUUCACUUUCUGAAACUGCAAAGAGAACAGCUGAAGGUUCUUCGCCAGAAGAUUCUGGACCAAAAGAAAUUGGUGACCUCGAAGAUCAGCCAGGUGGAUGAGAAGAUAUCAUCUUUGGAGAAAUCCGAAGAACAAAAUAAGCAGAUCAAAUAAGCAUUUCAAACAGAAUGGGCAAGAGUCCUAUGACUCGAUUUUUGACAAUAAAGUGUGGCAAAUUCU
Drosophila bipectinata is the source of this 375-nucleotide messenger RNA. RefSeq lists its product as uncharacterized. The record is from RefSeq and is a predicted model, not a curated record. NCBI's taxonomy places the organism in Eukaryota, Metazoa, Arthropoda, Insecta, Diptera, Drosophilidae.